CGUCUUCGUCAUCGCUGCCGCCAGAUAAUUAAACGAUUAACGCUGCCAAGAUGGGAAUGCAACUGGCGCUAAUCCUGGCCGCCAUCCUCGGGUUGGCCCACUCGCAGGGCACCAAGUACGGAUUGUGGACACCGGAUCGCGCCCACUCCGAUACCCAGCCCGUCCAGUGGACCGGGGGACAGUUCGAGUUCCCCUGUGCUAGCACCAAGUCGCUCUUCAAGAGCUCCGGCAAGUUCAUACCCAAGAAUGUGAUUGCCACGCGAGCCCAGCUGAUCGGAGACACCAUUUACCUGGCCCUACCACGCUACCGGAAGGGUGUUCCAGCCACUCUGGUGAAGACCAGUAUAAAGCCGGGCACCUGCUCCACUACCUUCAAGCCAUAUCCCUGCUGGGAUCUGCAAGAGGAGGGCAACUGCAAGGCCCUGCAGUCGGUGGUGGACCUAGUGGUGGACCAGAACGAAGUGCUCUGGGUUCUGGACACCGGCAUUGUCAAUACGUUGGAGACUCCCGUUCGGAAGUGUCCCCCGAAAGUGGUGGCCAUGUCGGUGAAGACGGGCAAGGUUUUAAAGACAGUUUCCCUGGAGGGUCUGACCUCCAGCAGCUCUCGCCUGCAGUAUCUGGUGGUGGACUAUGCUCCGGAUGGCGGAUGCUUUGUCUAUGUCAGCGAUGCCGCCAACAGGGCCAUCAUCGUGUACAAUCUCCAGGCGGAUCGGGGAUUCCGUGUGGUGCUGCCCAAGGCUGUCACAGCGGGCUGCCGUUCAAGGGAUGUCCUUUACAUUGCUCUCAUCCGCCGCGAUUGUGGCUCCACAGAGCUGUAUUUCACGUACCUGAGCACCAACAAGCUGUUUUCUUUAAAAUCUGAGUAUCUGCGCAGCGGAGUGGCAGAUGGAAGGAUACUGGACCUUGGCAAGAAGCCCACCCGCAUGGUUAUCAUUGGCACGGACAACGGUUCGGCUAUAUUCUUCCGUAACGAAGGCGACGCGGAGGUUUACAGAUGGGACACAAACUCCACGUUCGCGGAGGCUAACUUCAAGCCUGUGUACCGCAGUCAGACUUGCCAGCUGGUGACCCAUGCGGUUCCGGAUUACAAACGGAAUACCAUGCGGGUACUGCAGAGCAAUUUUCCGGAUUACAUGCAGAACCGAGUGGGCUGCGGGGCCAUCCAGCAAUUGGGCCUGAUGCAGGGCUGCUGGUAACAGGGUUACUUCAAACACACUCUACACCAAACACACUCUACACCACACACACUCUACACACGCACAUAUUUCACAGGGAAAUCGAAUAGGGAGAAAAAAACUGAAAGUGCCACUGCAUCUAAAUUGGCAAUAACCGAGAAUGGGAAUGGGUACAACUAGGUUUUUUUUUCUAUUUUUUUGGGAGGGCCCCCGAGUGCAGUUUGUGUUUGGUAUUGGUAUUUUGUACAUAAACUAACGACUCUGGUCGCUCUUGUUGUUAUCUAAGCUAAGCAAAUAAAAGUUUCAUUGCCGAACA
Messenger RNA from Drosophila kikkawai, 1491 nucleotides. RefSeq names its product L-dopachrome tautomerase yellow-g2 (gene yellow-g2). Gene Ontology annotation, cellular component: extracellular region. Lineage: Eukaryota; Metazoa; Arthropoda; Insecta; Diptera; Drosophilidae. The record is from RefSeq and is a predicted model, not a curated record.